Ruditapes philippinarum (Manila clam) is the source of this 1253-nucleotide messenger RNA. Its product is annotated as integrin alpha-4-like. Gene Ontology annotation, biological process: integrin-mediated signaling pathway; cell-cell adhesion; cell-matrix adhesion. The record is from RefSeq and is a predicted model, not a curated record. Bases 46 to 1032 code for a protein of 328 amino acids. NCBI's taxonomy places the organism in Eukaryota, Metazoa, Mollusca, Bivalvia, Venerida, Veneridae. Gene Ontology annotation, cellular component: integrin complex; external side of plasma membrane. The transcript is spliced from 9 exons. Gene Ontology annotation, molecular function: integrin binding.
AUUUUGUAGCACACGAAUCAUUUGUUGCUAGGGGCUCCUGGAAUCAUGGACUGGUUAGGGGGUUUUGUUGCCCUGGAAGGAGACAGUGCAAAAGUGAUGCAAAAUUUUGUAAACUCGACAAACAUCAUCCGACCAUACAUUGGUUAUUCGUCUUCAAGUGGAAGGUAUUUUUCCGAUGGACUGACCUACUUUGCAUUUGGAGCACCUAGAGCAAGCAUGUCCGGCAUUGUAUUGUUCUUCAGAUCAAACGAAGCACAACAUUCGUUGCAAAGCGCUUCAAAGAUAUUACAAGGCAGCGUUAACGGAAAGAUUUUACCAGCGAAUUCCUAUUUUGGAGCGACCUUGUGUACAAUGGAUGUCAACGGUGAUGGCAUGGACGAUUUGCUUGUUGCAGCCCCAAUGUACAGUACCUUUGAAAACAAUGUUUUCUCAACGGAGAACUUGGAAAUCGGACUUGUAUCAGUCUAUCUGGGAUCAAUGAUGAUUAUGGACUUCAAAGCAUCGCCGCAGAUGUUGACAGGAACAGAGGUUCAUGAGAGGUUCGGAAGUGCCAUUGCUGACCUUGGAGACAUAAAUUCAGAUUCCUUCAAAGAUGUUGCAAUAGGAGCUCCAUAUGCAGACGGCUUAAGAGGUGCAAUAUACAUCUACAAUGGAUACACUGGUGGCGUAUGGCCUAAAUAUUCUCAGCGAAUAAUGGCUUCUGAAAUUGAUACGGGGCUGAGAGGGUUUGGAAUUUCAAUUUCACAAGGAAGAGACAUGAAUUUUGAUGAAAUAAAUGAUAUAGUAAUAGGCUCCUACUUGUCAGACCAAGCUGUCGUUUUGUACGGAAAAUCAGUGAUACAUGCACAUAGUGACUUCAGCGUUGUUGACAGCAGAGGCUCUCUAACAAAUGUUGUCGAAGUAAACGGUGACAGGAGGGAAUCCGUCUUGGUUUGUUUCCAUUACUCUGAUCGGCGAUGCAGUUAUCUUAUGUUAAACUUGACAAUAACCUUGGAUAUAAAAAAACGGGGAUCAAGCAAGGAUUGUAUUUGAGACAAAUAACCAACCAACCUUGUCUCACAGUUUAAAAAUAUUAAAUGAUGCUUACAAGUGUACACCGCCCGCUGUUAUAAAAACAAAAUCCACGCAUGAUCUUGUCAGUCCUUUAGAACUUCAGACCGAUUAUUCAGUAGAUGAGAUUCUAUGUCCUGGUCUCACCGUCAAAGCAGCAAUCAGUCAUUUUGAUGGAGCUCACCCUGGUGAUCCUUUAUUAC